Molecule: messenger RNA, 4760 nt
Organism: Pararge aegeria (speckled wood butterfly)
Lineage: Eukaryota; Metazoa; Arthropoda; Insecta; Lepidoptera; Nymphalidae
Product: laccase-2-like
Exons: 11
Coding region: 486-2966 (826 amino acids)
Biological process (GO): iron ion transport
Cellular component (GO): plasma membrane
Molecular function (GO): copper ion binding; oxidoreductase activity
Source: RefSeq, a predicted model, not a curated record
CACAUUCAGUCUCGACUCGGGCCGAGUUCGCGUGGGUAGGGCCUACGCACCAUUCCGGCAAUAAAACCCUAAUCAUCCAAUAGAAGUAAAUAAUACAGCGCAGUGAAAAUAGCAGUAUUUCCUUUAACUGCGACGCGUAUUAAUGCGGCAAUUGUAGAGUUUGGUUGUUCUAUUUUUGAAUUUUGGCGCGUCUAGCCAGCUAGUGAGCAAAUGGCUUUUAUGGUCGCCAGCGCGAACUUUGAAGGCUCGAGAAAAGAGUUUCUAGUUUAGAUAUUAGAAUUAUUGUGUGUUCGAAAAGUUUAACAGUGGAUCCAUUUGUAAAAAGGAAAAUGAAAAUUUUCAAGAAGAAGCUCCGUUUCUCGAUAGCUUCAAGCUACAUCUAGACUUUUGCGUGUAGUUUAAGGUUUUUUAUAAGUUUUGGUGUGCGCCUACUCACAUAUCAACAGCGACUAACCUGUUUCGUCACAGAAGAUACUAUCAAUACAAUGUACAAGAGGACGUGUAACAUCGUCUGCCUUUUGGCGUUGGCUGUAUCAGUUUGUGCAAAAGAGAUUAAUGUACCAGUAAUAAUAGAAACAACAACAGAAUAUAAACCGGAAUUGGUUGCCGACAAGCAAAAAGCAGCGGAAGACAUGACCGACCAUAACCAUAGACUACCAUUCCGAGAUGACGACAAAGGCUUGGAUGAUGUUAUAAUAGAUAAUGAUAACAUAAGUGAAACGACACAUGAAAAAGUCAUAGACAGCAGUGAGCAAAUAAAAAUACCAGAAAGCGCUUCUAAAGUUCUACUACCAAUAGUAUCAAAUUUAUCUUUCAAUGAUUUUAAGUAUCAAACUAAGCUAAGAAAUAAUACGGGAAGUGGAAAAUCAGACAAUGUACAAGCCAAGAAAGCUUCUAAGAGAAUUGAAAAGAAAAAUGACCUAAGAGCUCAUGUACAGUAUGAUGAAGUAACUGGAGAAUUGAUUGGUGGAGAUCAUCCAUGCCAUCGAGAAUGUAAAGAAGGGGAAGAACCCAUGAUUUGUUAUUAUCAUUUUAAUUUAGAAUGGUAUCAGACUAUGAGCAAAGCUUGUUACGACUGCCCAUACAAUGCGGAAGAUUGUAAGCGUUUAGACUGUAUUCCAGCGGAUGGUAUGAAUAGAGCAUUGAAUGUUGUUAAUAGAAAAAUGCCUGGACCAGCAAUAGAGGUUUGCCAACACGAUAGAAUUAUAGUAGACGUGGAGAACGACCUGAUGACGGAAGGUACCACAGUGCACUGGCAUGGUCAGCACCAAAGAGGAACACCUUACAUGGAUGGGACCCCUUACGUCACGCAGUGCCCUAUAUUGCCGGAAUCUACCUUUAGAUACCAAUUUAACGCUACGCAUUCAGGAACACAUUUCUGGCACUCUCAUUCGGGAAUGCAACGUGCGGACGGCGCAGCUGGUGCUUUUGUCAUACGAAAACCAAAAUCUCAAGAUCCGUUUGGAGAGAUGUAUGAUUAUGAUAGAUCUGAACACGUCAUGAUAGUAACGGAUUGGAUCCACCAGAUGUCAGUAGGGAUGUUCACCGAUCACCACCAUUCCUCUGGUGAUAACAAACCGCCGACUCUCCUCAUCAACGGUGUAGGACGCUUUAAUAUCUUCAACGAAACUGCAAAACUGACAUCAAACAAACCCAUGUAUAUGCAAGCUGCUAGGUUUAAUGUUGAACAGGGCUAUACGUACCGGUUUCGCGUGAUCAACGCCGAGUUCCUUAACUGCCCUAUAGAGAUGUCAGUAGACGGACAUAACAUCACUGUGAUCGCCUCCGAUGGAUAUGAACUGGUACCCAUUACUGCCACUUCCCUCGUCACAUACGCCGGCGAACGCUACGACUUCUUGCUGAAGGCGAAUAACGAGAUUGAUAACUACUGGAUCCGAUUCAGAGGACUUAUGGAUUGCGAUGAAAGAUUCACGAAGGCAAAACAAGUAGCCGUACUACACUAUGAAGGCGCUAUGGAGACAGAGCCGACAGGUGACCCCACCUGGGAAGAAUUGCACAAUGAAGGACUGCAACUUAACGCUUUAAACAAAGGAGAAGAAGAAGACGAAACUAUAAGUGUGGCUGAAAUGAAAUCUCUAGAAGGAUAUGAUGAGAGUUUGAAGGAACACGCAGACUACCAGUUCUACGUAGCUUAUGACUUCUAUGCUAAGAACAAUUCACAUUUUCAUCGUUCCCCCUACUACGGAUAUUAUCAAGUUCCGGAAAAAGAUGAUCGUCUCUAUACACCACAACUAAACCACAUCAGUAUGAAAAUGCCUUCAAGCCCACUUUUAAUAACUCGCCCAUCACCAGAAGGUUUUUGCAAUUCAUCAAGUAUAUCCGAAGACUGCAAACACGGCUACUGCGAAUGCUCUCACGUGCUAUCAGUAAGAAAAAAUGCUGUGGUAGAAGUAAUUAUUGUUGAUGAGGGCGUAACUUUUGAUGCAAACCAUCCAUUCCAUUUGCACGGACACAAUUUCAGAGUAGUCGGUAUGAGACGUUUAUCUAAUACGACAACUAUAGAAGAAGUUAAAGCGUUUGAUGACGCAGGGCUUUUAAAAAGGAAUUUAAAGAAUGCUCCGCUUAAAGACACUGUUACUGUACCAGAUGGAGGCUAUACCGUCAUACGUUUCAAAGCUGAUAAUCCUGGUUAUUGGCUGUUCCAUUGUCAUAUAGAGUUCCACGUGGAAAUUGGUAUGGCUUUAGUUUUUAAGGUUGGAGAGCAUAGAGAUAUGCCGCCAAUACCUCACGAUUUUCCAACUUGUGGUAAUUAUAUGCCUGAUAAUAUGUUGGAGCAUGCGACCACAUCAAAACCAAAUCCAAGUGAUAACCCGUUAAUUUCAAUAACACAUUGGUGGCCAGUAGUUUAUGUGAAUGGCACUACGUCAUCAGCUAUUGUUUUAAGAUCGCCAGCUUUCAUUUCAUUAUGUUUAGUAGGUUUAUUUAAUUUAGUAAUUGGUACGUAACUUUAUUGUUUAAAAUUUCUCUACACCACCAAUUAAUUAUUUUUGUUGUUUUAAGUGACUGUUCAGAAGGGAUUUUAGCGUAUAAACACCGCUGGUACAUAAAUUAAAAACAAAUGAGACAUGCCUUAAAAAGUUUAUCUUGUAGGAAAACGAUUGAAAUUGUUUUUACGACUGAACGAAGCUCUAAAAAUGUUUUUCUACCCUCACCUGAUAGUUUCUGAGCAAUUCAACAAAACAAAACUUCAGUUUUAUAGUAUUAGUAUCGAUUGUACGAGUAUAUUGGUAUUUAGGUAAAAGGUUUUUAAGUUAUGGUUCCUAUUGUAUUUCUAGGUGACUAGCCAAUAUUUAUACGUAUGGAUAAAUACGGUUUUAGCUGCGGCUAUUUCAUAAGGGUUUUCACAUACAAUCAGUUCAAGUGAAUAUAAAGAAAGUGUAUUACUUCCAACUAUUCCUUUUGGUGCUUUUGCUUCCUAACUCUGUCAAGGCUCCUACUAAUUGGUAUUAUUUAAAAUAGAUAGGGACCGUUAUUUUUCUUCUGUAUCGGAUAGAUGAAAAAACUCCUCAGCGACGAUAAGAAAUUACUCACAAAAAAUGCAGUGGUUUAGUUGUAGACAUUUCAGACAACUUAUGAGUAGUUUUUUAUGAAAUAUAUUGAAAGUAACUCUUGAAUUCAUAGGCGUGUGAAGUUGACAGACUAAACCUUUGUUGUUCUGAGAGGAGACCUAUGCUAUAUAUAUUAUUGAAAUAAAAUAUAGAGUAAUAUUAUUUGUGCUAGCUUAAAUUUAUUUAUCGUUUGGAGCAUCUCUUGUGUACAGUCUCUUAUUAUCUAGUAAAGAAUAUUUAGUUUUUUUUAUUACAACUGCUAAUCAAUUUGGUAUGUCAAAUACGAAUGUGUACUUAUUAUUUCAAUGUUAUUUAAUUUAUUUGUAAAACUAACGUAUACGAUAUACGCGUAUUUAUUAAUUCAAUUAUUUAAUUUAUUUAUUGGAUAGUACUUAUAUUUGCCAAUUAUAUUUGUAAAAAGAACUUCAAAAAGUUAAGCGGAACAACAGCAUUAUAUAAGUUAAAGUUUUAUAUCUGUUGCAAAUAAUGGUAUCUAUUCAGAUCAUUACUAUUAAUGGCAACGUUAGAGAAAAAGUUGACGAUGAAAAUUGUUAUAUACAUAAAAUAACGUUAGUAAAUAUACCUAGUAGUAAUUUAGAAUAAAUUGUAAAGUAUCGAAGGAGUAGGCAUUAAUUAGGCUGAAACCUACUGUUAGUAAACGCUUUACACUCUGCGAUUUCAUAACCUAUGGUAACUUGAUACCACGUUAUUCUGUAUACGUUUUGAUGUUUUAUUCUAAAUUACUUUUAUAAAGUGUCCCACACAGUGGCGUCGUAUUAAAGCAAAUAAAAGGAGUGUUUUCACUUUUAUUAUGAUUUUCUAAGUAGUAGAUAAAUUGAGAUGUGUUGUGUGAUGUGGCACCUAUGAUGUUUUAAGUUAAUCAAGGCCUAACUCAGACAAACGAUUUUAGUCUAUAAGUUAUAAUCGGAAAAAACCAUAUGAAAAUUAUUAGAUAUAGUUAUCGCAACUUCGUUCGUCUGUGAUGGGCCUAAAGUAAAACCUUGCCAAAACCGAGGGCAUUUUGAAAAAAUGUUCUCUUUGUAUUACUUCGAGUGUAAUGGACGUCGCUGAUGAUAUGUGAUAUUAUUUAGUUAAGUUUGUUUUAAGUUAUGUUUGUAUUAAAGUUACUGUUGUAAUAUAAGUAAAUAAUAUUUUAUGGACAAGAAAACAUAAAUUUCAUUUAAACUGUAA